Messenger RNA from Alnus glutinosa, 1375 nucleotides. Its product is annotated as NEP1-interacting protein-like 1. The coding region runs from base 420 to 1166 and encodes 248 amino acids. The transcript is spliced from 5 exons. Lineage: Eukaryota; Viridiplantae; Streptophyta; Magnoliopsida; Fagales; Betulaceae. The record is from RefSeq and is a predicted model, not a curated record.
UACCAUCCCCACAUUGACUGUCUCUCUCUCUCCCUCAUGGGAAAUGAGUGACAGAAAAAAUCAACAAUUUGCUUGUUAUUAAUUUGUGGACGAACAAUUCCCUGCAGACCACAUCGAAUCCUCAAGACCCAAAAGAAGCUUCAUAGUUCAUAUUCUACAUCAAGCCUACAAUUUCUUUGAUCCACAAGAAGAAAAAAUGGGAACUUUGGUAGAAAGCAGUUAGAGAGAGAGAGAGAGAGAGAGAGUUGCAUGAAGGAAAACGAUAAUAAAGCUUUAAAUGCAAGGUGGUUGAUGUAUAGUCUCUUUCCGAUAUUUCUCUUUUCCCUUAGGGACUAAGCAUAUACCCAUUUCUUCCUUUAUUAUUUAUAUUAGACCUUUGGAGCAAAUCUUUAAGACAAAGGCGUACAAGACCCAGCUUUAUGUGCUUUAUUCUCGUACAAAUCCUGAUUACCCGGACAAUGGAUCUUAUUGCACACCCAUCUGUCUUAGCCUCCUCCUCAUCGUCUAUGUUUGUGAAUUUCUUUGAAAGAGUUAGAGAAACCUUCCAUUUCGCGGUGUCUGCGGUUAUUGGGAACAUCUUCUCUGCGAUCUUCACCUUCUUCUUUGCAUUAGUGGGCACCUUAUUAGGAGCUAUGACUGGAGCUUUGAUAGGCCAAGAGACCGAAAGUGGCUUUGUUAGAGGGGCUGCCGUUGGAGCAAUAUCUGGAGCUGUUUUCUCCAUUGAAGUCUUUGAAUCUUCUCUUGUUCUUUGGCAAUCAGAUGAAUCCGGUAUUGGGUGUCUCCUCUACUUGAUUGAUGUCAUUGCAAGCCUUCUAAGUGGGAGACUUGUUCGCGAGCGGAUCGGUCCGGCCAUGCUAAGUGCAGUGCAAAGUCAGAUGGGUGCUGUUGAAACAAGCUUUGAUGAAAUCCCUAACAUCUUUGACACUGGCGGGGCCAAGGGUUUGCCAGGAGAUUCAGUUGAAAUGAUCCCAAAGAUCAUAAUUACAAAGAAUGACAAUGUAGAUGCUUCUGGAGAGGAGGUCUCUUGUUCAGUGUGCCUUCAGGACUUUCAGCUCGGAGAGACAGUUAGAUGCUUGCCUCAUUGCCAUCACCUGUUUCACCUACCUUGCAUAGAUAGGUGGCUCCUUAGGCAUGGUUCCUGCCCCUUAUGCAGAAGGGAUCUGUGAACAUUAUUUCUGUAAAUUACAAACUGAAGAAAGUUUUCUUUUAUUAUUUAUACAGUUAUUUAACUCUUAGGGCAUUUGUAUUUUGUUGUUACAUUGUUGCUCUGGUAGUUGGAGCUUACCACGUUAUGAGUUAGAUCAUUGUACUUCACAUUGGCGAUCAUGUAAAUUUUUUUUUUGAGUUAUGACAGUUCUCAUUGCUUCUUUUGAUA